Messenger RNA from Bipolaris victoriae FI3, 1170 nucleotides. RefSeq lists its product as hypothetical. Bases 1 to 1170 code for a protein of 389 amino acids. The transcript is spliced from 2 exons. The record is from RefSeq and is a predicted model, not a curated record. NCBI's taxonomy places the organism in Eukaryota, Fungi, Ascomycota, Dothideomycetes, Pleosporales, Pleosporaceae.
AUGACCGAAAUCACCAACUCCGCGGCUAUGAUCGGUGACUGCACACAUACUGUCUCGUCUUCCCUUGUGGUCAAGCUUCCAUCAUCCCAAAAUGCCUGUCCAAUAUGUGUAAUCACCUCUCAAAUGGCUGCAGUUCGAGCGGCCCAGAAUCACUUCCUGACGCGUGGAGGCGUCUUCAUGUCCAGUUCAGGUGACGUUAAAAAGCACGUCAUCGCUACAAGGUACUGGAAAAAGACGAAGAUUGCGCUGGCAAAUACCAUCAUCAAGUUUGAAAACUUGCUCAACAAGCCCGGCUUGCCAGUUGAAGACAUGGCAAGGCUGAGCGAAGCACUGGAAAUAUGGGAUGACCAAAAAAUAUUUCUGGGUAGAGUGCCAGGUCUGAGAUAUGUUAGAGGGCCGAAUACACCUGUACCUACAGAAGAGGAUAGGGAACGUGCAAGAGUAUUCAUGAACUGGGUACGAAAUACAAUGAAGAGGGAGAUGAUACUGAGCGCUAUAAGAGAAAAAGCCAGGUCGGUAUCGGCUCGACCGCCUGACAAAGACCUCCCCGGAUGGCAACUUGUAGAACCCAAGUCAUUUCCUAAUCCAAUCUCCUCAGCAAUCCUCGCACACACAAGAGACGGGAACCACACCUUCAUCAACCUCCCUCACAACCACCACGACCACCCCCCCCCCAAAUCCGUCUUCCAAGCCCUCCGCACCCUCAUCGCCCCGAAACCCUCCAACCCCAUCCCCUACCGCAAACACGUCCGCAUCUCCCCCUUCGCAACCAUCUCUUCGGAGCACCUCUCCACCGCCAACCCCUCACCCUUCAAAUCCCUCUCACGCACCUGCGCCACCGCCCCGCACUCCAUCCACACCACUGCCGAGCACAAGCGCCACAAAUACGCAUACUUCCGACGACACCCAACCUACGCGCCUGGAGCGUGGGCGUCCGUCGAGGGGUCAAGAAAGGCGAAUACGAGUUUCUAUCAUGCGAAGCCGUGGGCGGUGGAAAUGUAUGUGGGUAGGGAGUUGAAGAGGGAGGAGAGGGAGAGGAAGGUUGCGGUGCAGUUGGGGAGGGAUGGCCGGGAGUGGAUGGUUGCGCUGGGUGAGGUGCGGAAGAUGGAUGUGCAGGGGAUGAGGUUGGAGAGGUUAGUUGUUUGGCUUUCAGGGUUCGGAGAUGGGUAA